GAAUGUCAAAAAAAUGGUGGUGCUGGGCUGCCUGACUGCCUGCUGCUCUGCUUCGAUUUACUGUUGUGUUAUUUCAUAAUAGUAACAAACAACAGGAAAGUCACUAAAUAUUUGGCAUUCACUUACAGAACAAGAUCAUUAAAUUAAGAUUUUAAGAAUAAUUCCAAGAAACUAUUUUAAUUGAGUGUAAAAGAGUGAAAUCAUUGGAAGUCAAUCAUGGAUGAACACAGGAAUGUGGAAGACACUCCUGCGUCUCAAAGACUUACAAAUGACGACUUUAGGAAGCUGCUAAUGACCCCUCGAGCAACGCCCUCGGGUGGCGCGCAUCCUGCCGGCUCUGUAAGGGAGGCUAUGGCCAAUGCAGGGUCUAUGCCUCCACCAACAGAAAACAAAAGUGAAUUGCGUCGUAAAAAGAAAUCCUACUAUGCAGCAUUGAAAAAGCAGGAAGAUAAUAAGCUUGCAGAGCUUGCUGAGAAAUACCGAGACAGAGCAAGAGAGAGGCGAGAUGGAAAUAAUGACAUUGGGCCUGUGGAUCCCACCAGCAACACUAGUAGUGCUUAUAGGGCUGUAGCUCCAGAUUUAAAAUCGGGUAUGGACGCAAAGGAAAGGAGAAGACAGCUGAUUCAGGAAUCAAAAUACCUUGGUGGUGACAUGGAGCACACUCACUUGGUGAAAGGACUAGAUUAUGCUUUAUUACAGAAGGUGCGCUCAGAAAUUCAAACCAGGGAACAAGAGCAAGAAGCGGAGAUGGAGCGGCUGGUUUCCGCCCCCGUGGAGCCGGUCAAAGAAAAGAAGGAAGUAGUGGAAGAAGAAAUGCAAUUCACGACAGCAAUGGGGAAAAACAUAUUCAAUAUGAUAUUGGAACAGAAGAGCAAGAAGAUCCCGCGCAACGAACUAUUCGGCCCCGGCCGCAUGGCGUACGUGGUGGAGUUGGAAGAAGAGACGGCUCUGGACAGCGACAUCCCCACCACGCUGACGCGCAGCAAGGCCGACGUGCCCGAGCACGCGGACCCGGGCGCCGCCGCCGCCGCCAACGACGUGGUGCUGGACAAGUUGGCGCAGAUCUUCUCCUACCUGAGGCACGGCCGACACAGGAAGCUGAAGAAGACCAAGGACAAGGCGAAUGAGAAGGGUCGCGCGGACGAUUCAAUCUACGGCGAGAUCGGGGAGUACGUGGCGGAGCGCCGCAACGAGAGACGCGAGGAGCGCCCCAGAGACGGGUACUUCGACAACGCCGCUCGGGAUGAACACGAUGAUGUUCCCGGCCCCCUCCCCCGGCGCACGGGCCCCUCCGCGGAAGAGAGAGACAAACGUUCAGCCGCGCUGCUCUCUCGCUUAGCGGCCGAACCCGAGGGAUACGCCGAGUGUUACCCGGGACUGAGGGAGAUGGACGACGCCAUCGAUGACUCUGAUGAUGAAGUGGAUUACACCAAGAUGGACGCCGGGAACAAGAAGGGACCUAUUGGUCGUUGGGAUUUCGACACUCAAGAAGAAUACUCAGCGUACAUGAGUAGUAAAGAGGCAUUGCCGAAAGCGGCCUUCCAGUACGGCGUGAAAACGCAAGACGGUCGGAAGACGAGGAAGACCAAAGACAAGAGCGAGAAGGCAGAGUUGGACCGGGAGUGGCAACAGAUCCAGAACAUCAUACAAAAGCGGAAGGCCCCGCAGAAUUCGGACGAGCCGAGUUACAAGACACCGAAAUACUAGCAGUAGUGAUUUGUAUGAUAGUGAUUUUGAUAUAUACAUUACACAUAUGCAUACAUACAGCGGCAACAGUGAAAGAGGAUGUUCUGCUGUAUGGCUUGCGGAUGGAAUUGAGAUUCAAAUAGUGGCAGGUUGCUAACUCAACACCUACAAGAGGAAUUCUAAGUUUACAAGCCUUUCCCUUAGUUGCCUUUUACAACAUCCAUGGUAAGGAUAUGGAGUGGUCCUAUUCCAUAUAACCGGAAAUCACGCGGCAUGAUUUUGAUAUAUAGUCAGUAAUAUUGUAAGUGAUAAAUAUAUUAUAUUGAUUUUAAAAUAACCUUAUCCAGGAUAGUGAUCACUAAAGAUCGGAAAUAGGUAGAUUGAAUUGGGGUCAAUGAACUGAAACGUAUAUAUUAAUAUGGACAUGCUUCCGUCCGGGAUUGCGGGAUUUGUAAAUAAUUAAGAUUUUUUCCGGAAUUUUUACAAGUGGGAUGAAGAAUAUAUUAGUGGUAGCUGUUUUCCCCCGACUUCGUUCACGUAAAUUGUAGUCCUAUGUUACCCGCGGACAAUGUAGUUUACUGUAAGUACUGAAAUGGAAUCCCGGAAAAGAGGCUUAUCCAUGUUAUGCUUUCUAUGGCAAUUCAUGAUGCAAGUACAUAAAAUCAAUCUACCUAUUCCGAUCUCUGGUGAUCACAGACGGACCCGGGGCUCCUCCCCAGAGUGGUGAGGAUGCAACCGGGACUUACGGCGUGCGGAUGUAUGGAAAAAUCAUUGGUUAAAUUUUAACUUCGCAAAUUGUACAGGAAAAUAAUAAAGGUAUUAUUAUUAAACGCGCACCCUUUCUUUUUAUCUCGGCCAUUUCAAAUAAUAUGUACCUGUAUUAUUUAAAUUUGUCAUAUAUGAAAUCAAUAAUGGAUUUCUGUUACAUUUUCAUAUAACAGUAUUUGUUAAAAUUGAUAUUUAAAAAAAUGUCUUGUGAUGUUCAGAAUAUUGAAGUGUUCAAGGAAUUGUAUUUUGACGCUGUAAUUUCGCCAAUGUAUAGAAAUUAUUGAUAUCUUUCUGAUUGGCCUGGGUCUUGGAUGUAUAUCUAUAUAAGUAUUUACUAUAAAAUAUAGUAUCGUUGAGUUAGUAUCUCGUAACACAAGUUUCGAACUUACUUCGAGGCUAACUCAAUCUGUGUAAUUUGUCCCGUAUAUAUUUAUUAUUAUUAUUAUUAUCUAGUCUUACGGGUUUUACAGUAUAUAAUGUAAAACGUCUGACCUCGAGCAUGCAGAAUGAGUUAAGUAGAAAUUGUUUGUUAUUUAAUAAACUUUUUCUUUAAAAAUAUUCAUUUCACAUACAUACAUAACUAUAGUCAAGUCUUUAUUCCUUACGGGGUAGACAGUGCCAACAGUCUCGGAAGGGCUGAAAUGCCACGUGUCUUAUCUUUAAAGUCAUAUAAAAUCCGAAGAAUUUUUAUUAAAUAACUAGUGGAACUAUUGAACUGUAUACUAUAAAAGUGUAUGAUUGAGUUAUAGUCUGAAAAAAAUGGGUGUGAAAGAUUUUGUUAAUAAUUAGAAAUAUUAUUUUAAGUUGCAACAAGUGCCUGACAGAACUAUUGUUGUUUUGGACGGACUUUGUACAUGAAACAUUACUUUAGUUAUAUAAUUAAUAAAAAAUAAUAAA
This is a messenger RNA of Amyelois transitella, 3351 nucleotides long. RefSeq names its product protein Red (gene beag). The coding region runs from base 217 to 1707 and encodes 496 amino acids. Lineage: Eukaryota; Metazoa; Arthropoda; Insecta; Lepidoptera; Pyralidae. Gene Ontology annotation, cellular component: nucleus. Gene Ontology annotation, biological process: mRNA splicing, via spliceosome. The transcript is spliced from 11 exons. The record is from RefSeq and is a predicted model, not a curated record.